Messenger RNA from Diachasmimorpha longicaudata, 2780 nucleotides. Its product is annotated as SID1 transmembrane family member 2-like. The transcript is spliced from 7 exons. The record is from RefSeq and is a predicted model, not a curated record. Gene Ontology annotation, biological process: RNA transport. Bases 368 to 2716 code for a protein of 782 amino acids. Lineage: Eukaryota; Metazoa; Arthropoda; Insecta; Hymenoptera; Braconidae. Gene Ontology annotation, cellular component: lysosome; plasma membrane. Gene Ontology annotation, molecular function: RNA transmembrane transporter activity; double-stranded RNA binding.
CCACUUUAUUCCCCGUCUCGCCUGCGCCAUGUUUUGAUUUUUUUUAUAACAUAAGGAUGAUGGUACACGAUGACGAUUGGCACACAAAACUUUUAAGUGAUACGCGACACCGGAUAUCGCAGUUUUCCUGUGUGCCUGAGUUCCCAGAAUCCACUCACAUACAAAAUAUUUACCCUGCAUCCUGUAUAUAGAAUGACAGACCAGUACCGGAGUGAUGAUUGAAGUUAACCUAUCAAUUCGUUUGAGACAGAAAAGGAAAAAAUCGCCUAAAUGACACACCGUUGCGAUAUCUAAUCAUUAAUCCUCUAUCAGUAAGUGCCCGAAAAUUUAUGGAGCCCGUUUAUUGAGGGCAGUCAAUAACAUCAAGAUGAAGGUGUUAGUCAUCAUUUGGAUUUCACUGCUACCAAUCAUUAAGGCAUUGUCAGAAUCUUCUGAGCCACCUCCACCACUGCACCCUCAGGUUAUUUUGGCUGAAUAUGGGGUACAGUAUAACGAAACCCUCAAUGCUAGCAUCGAAUGGGUCUUCCUCUACAGCAACAGAAAUAACAGUCAGGGUGCGAGGAUCUACGUAGAAAGUGAUGCAUCUGAAGACGAGCCUCUGAUUGUCGUUGUGAGACAGAAGAAGGGAAUCCUCUCGUGGCAGAUUCCCCUCCUGGUGGAAAGGAAGAAUGGACCACCUCAGGCGUUCUCCAAGACCAGCAGAACCCUCUGCUCUACGCAUUAUUACAAACUGGGAAGAAAGGACCUAGAGGACGAGGAGUUCAUCAGCGUCAGCAUAUCGACCGAAAGCAGAUCCACAAUCAAGUUCGAUCUAUCAGUCAUCGCGGAGACAGAUUUCUAUAUUCGAUCCGGAGAGUCUCGAACGCUGAAGCUGUCCCCCUCGGAGCCCCGGUACUACGCCUACAACUUUUCCAACCAAGCGGACAGUAGUUCAGUCCUCGUGAAGAUAGAAUCGGACAGUGAUACUUGUAUGACGGUAUCCAUCCAGAACCCCUCGUGUCCAGUCUUCGAUCUAGAAAGAAACAUCGAGUUCUCUGGGUACUGGCAGACAGUGAGUCAAUUAGGGGGCAUCACGAUCCCCAGGGAGGCCUAUCCCAAAGGCUUUUUCAUCGUCCUUGUAGUCAAAAGUGACGAUACUGAUUGCACACUGGAGAUGGGGCCCUCGAAUCGAAACAAAACUGUCACAAUUACCAUCACCCCGAACAUCACGUUCAAAGACGGUGUCGUAGCAGCUGUUGUCACGAUUGGCAUUGGUCUGGUUUUCUGUGGUUCUUACGUCCUCGGAGUCGUAUCUCAUCGAGUGAGAACACGAAGAAGGCUGCAGGCAGCUGCUGCCCAGGACGCUGAGGUUCCAGAACCUGAAAUACUGCCGAGUCCCACAAUCAUCGAAGAGGCUGGUCCCAGUCUGCGAACAUCAAACGAUUCAGACUCCUCCCUGGACGAAGACGACAUUGAUCUGCUCGAUGAUAUUCUAUCAGACAAAGAGAUAAUUCGCACAAAACGAGUCCUCUCGGUCUCCGAUUUGGCUCGAAAGGAGCCGAAGAUCCUUCGCCACAAAUCACGGCUCUAUCUUUACUACCUGGCCACCAUCGCCGUGUUUUACGCAUUACCAGUCAUUCAAUUGAUGGCCACUUAUCAGAGGGUCACUCAUGUCACUGGCAAUCAGGACCUGUGCUACUUCAAUUUUCUGUGUUCACAUCCAUUCUUUGGGUUCUCGGACUUCAAUCAUGUGUUUUCCAAUUUUGGGUAUGUUCUGCUGGGGCUUCUGUUCAUUUUGCUGACGUGGGUGAGGGAGCAGGGAGACUUGGCGUUCGCUGAGAAGAAGAAGAGCUAUGGGAUACCACAGCAUUAUGGGCUUUUCUACGCAAUGGGAACUGCUCUGAUGAUGGAGGGUAUCCUCUCAGCUUGCUAUCAUGUCUGUCCGAAUCACAGCAAUUUUCAAUUUGAUACAAGUUUCAUGUAUAUAAUAGCAGUGCUGUGCAUGGUGAAAAUAUACCAAAAUCGUCAUCCUGACAUAAAUGCUCGUGCUUCUGUUACCUUUGGAGUAUUGGCUCUCAUCAUAUUCUUGGGAAUGCUGGGAGUGCUGGACGGUUCUGAUUAUUUUUGGGUUGUAUUUACUAUAAUACAUCUUGUUGUGUGCCUUGUUCUCACUGCUCAGAUUUAUUACAUGGGCAGGUGGAGACUCGAUAGGGGAAUGUUUCGUCGAAUAACCAUGACAUUCAAACAUGAUGCUCGAUCAGGAGUCUCAAAUAUCCUGAGGCCCAUGUAUGGUGGAAGGCUCAUCCUCCUCGUCAUAGCUAAUGUCUGUAAUGUUGCCCUGGCUGUUCUUGGGAAUAUGCAUCAUAAAAAAGAUUUCGCUACUUUUCUCCUAGCAGUGCUCAUGUCUAAUCUACUUUUGUAUACGUUCUUUUACAUUGUGAUGAAGAUUUGUAACCGAGAAAAGAUCAGUGCCCAGGCGUCGUGUUACAUCCUAUUGUCCUUUAUGACCUGGGGCUUUGCACUGUACUUCUUUAUCAACAAAUCGAUCUCGUGGGCGCUAACGCCAGCGCAAUCUCGUCACUCGAAUCGUCCCUGUGUGUCAUUUCUCAAUUUCUUCGAUUAUCAUGAUAUCUGGCACUUUCUGUCAGCCCUCGCAAUGUUCUUUUCCUUCAUGGUGUUGCUGACUCUAGAUGAUAAUUUAGAAGACACUCACAGGAGUCAAAUACCCGUAUUUUAAUGCCUGUGAAUUCGAUUUGUUGGAUAAAUAAACAGACAAUACGUGAUAUAUUUUAACAAUAUAA